This is a messenger RNA of Oncorhynchus nerka (sockeye salmon), 759 nucleotides long. RefSeq names its product proline-rich protein 2-like. NCBI's taxonomy places the organism in Eukaryota, Metazoa, Chordata, Actinopteri, Salmoniformes, Salmonidae. The transcript has a single exon. The coding region runs from base 1 to 759 and encodes 252 amino acids. The record is from RefSeq and is a predicted model, not a curated record.
AUGCAGAUUACCAGGCUACAGAGGAAACCAUGCAGAUUACCAGGCUACAGGUUUACCAGAUUACCAGGUGGGAACGUGCCCAGACCAGAUGGGAACAUGCCCAGACCAGAUGGUAACGUGCCCAGACCAGAUGGUAACGUGCCCAGACCAGAUGGGAACGUGCCCAGACCAGAUGGGAACGUGCCCAGACCAGAUGGGAACGUGCCCAGACCAGAUGGGAACGUGCCCAGACCAGAUGGGAACGUGCCCAGACCAGAUGGGAACGUGCCCAGACCAGAUGGGAACGUGCCCAGACCAGAUGGGAACGUGCCCAGACCAGAUGGGGACUUGCCCAGACCAGAUGGGAACGUGCCCAGACCAGAUGGGAACGUGCCCAGACCAGAUGGGAACGUGCCCAGACCAGAUGGGAACGUGCCCAGACCAGAUGGGCACGUGCCCAGACCAGAUGGGAACGUGCCCAGACCAGAUGGGAACGUGCCCAGACCAGAAGGGAACAUGCCCAGACCAGAUGGUAACAUGCCCAGACCAGAUGGAAACAUGCCCAGACCAGAUGGUAUCGUACCCAGACCAGAUGGUAUCGUACCCAGACCAGAUGGGAACGUGCCCAGACCAGAUGGGCACGUGCCCAGACCAGAUGGGAACAUGCCCAGACCAGAUGGGAACAUGCCCAGACCAGAUGGGAACAUGCCCAGACCAGAUGGGAACAUGCCCAGACCAGAUGGGAACAUGCCCAGACCAGAUGGGCACCUCUGCUGUUGA